UAUUUCUUAUGCGCGUGUGCACACCAUCGAUAUCGGUGCCCUCCUAGUAAAGACUACUCUUCCCGGCAUGCCUUGCUCCGGAAAAGGCUCAGCCGGUGCUGGUGAAAGGCUGCGAAGGGAGGGGCGGCUACCGAGGAGAGAGCGCAAGAUGGAGAGCUGGAAGUCCGCAGGGGUUGGUGGCAGGCGAUUUGCAUCUGCUCCUCCAAAACCUGCAAAACCAAGUGCGUAUAUCCUAUAUCAAGAGGAACUCAUAGCGAAGAAAAAAAGGGAGAUUGAGGCUAAAAUAAAACAUCAAGCUAAGCAGCCUCACCAGAGCAUCCCAGUUCAAGGCACAAACUCUACAUCCUCCUCCACAUCAAAUAAAUUUGCAAACGAUGGCAGCUUCUUGCAGCAGUUUCUAAAGUUACAGAAAGAAAAGUCAGGAACAGAAAACUCUGCAAUGAGUUCAAGUGGGAGCUCUCGGGCUGCUCAGAAGAAGCCUCUCCUCAUAGGGAAACGACAUGGUCCUUCUGUGGAGAGUAUGCUCAACCAAGUGAAGUCCUACUCCCGUACUAAGCAGACCCCUAAAUUAAACCGUGACAGCGUAUUUAAGUCCCCUGACGAUGAUGAUGAUGACGAAGAGGAUUAUGAACAGUGGUUGGAAAUAAAAAUUUCACCCCCAGAGGACUCCGAAACCCGCAAGGUGGUGGAACAGUUGGCUCGUUUUGUAGCUGAAGGGGGCAGAGAGCUGGAAAAAAUGGCACUUGAAGACUACAAGGAUAACCCAGCUUUUGGGUUUCUACAUGAUCAGAGCAGCCCAGAGUUCCUCUAUUACAGGAAGAAACUAGCGGAGUUUAAGCAGAAAUAUCAGGACCUAGAGAAGGUGGCUUCGAGUAAAGUCCCAGAGGAUGAAGAAACGAAAAUGUUUGCAGAGAAGUUGGCUAGAUUUGUAGCAGAUGGAGGCCCAGAGGUGGAAGCCAUUGCUUUGCAGAAUAACAGGGAGAAUCCUGCAUUUAGGUUUCUAUAUGAACCACACGGCAAAGGUUACCAGUAUUAUAAGAUAAAAGUGGAAGAGUUCAGACGUGCCAAAAUGUCCUCCGCUGACAAUCUGUUGGCAUCUGGACUUAAACGUAGGUUGGCGCCAGAGCCCAGUAGUCAUGUGUCCGAAUCGCCGAUGUCCUCCUUUGCCGCUAAUCCACCAAUACAACAAUACACAGAGCAAGCCACUUCAAAAAAGAAAAGAAAGAGUCGAUGGGGACCAGAGGAGGAAAAAGUGGACCUGCCUCCUGCUGCUGUGGACGAUGAACCCCCGGAUACAAGCCUUUUAACAGUCCAGGAUCUGAAAGGUCUGGGUUACGAGAAGAGAAAACCUGUGGGACUGGUGGGAGUUACAGAGUUAUCGGAUGCCCAGAAGAAGCAGCUGAAGGAGCAGCAAGAGAUGCAACAGAUGUAUGACAUGAUAAUGAAACACAAAAUGGCCAUGCAGGAUAUGCAAAUGAUGUGGGAGAAGGCUCUGAAACAGCAUCAGCAUGAAUAUGACAGCGAUGAAGAGGUCGACAAUGAUACGGGGACCUGGGAGCAUCAGUUGCGGCGGAUGGAAAUGGACAAGACCAGGGAAUGGGCAGAGCAGCUUACUGAAAUGGGACGGGGGAAACAUUUCAUUGGGGAUUUCUUACCUCCAGAUGAGCUGGACAAAUUUAUGGAAACAUUUAAAGCUCUAAAGGAGGGACGUGAGCCAGACUAUUCAGAAUAUAAAGAGUUCAAGCUCACUGUGGAGAAUAUAGGAUACCAAAUGCUAAUGAAGAUGGGAUGGAAGGAAGGUGAUGGACUGGGUUCUGAUGGUCAGGGAAUAAAGAACCCAGUGAACAAAGGAUCCACAGCCGUUGAUGGUGCAGGUUUUGGCAUAGACCGCCCAGCAGAGUUAUCCAAAACUGAUGAUGAAUAUGAAGCUUUCCGGAAAAGAAUGAUGCUGGCAUACCGCUUCCGCCCUAAUCCACUGAAUAACCCAAGACGCCCGUACUACUAAUCGGUUGGUGAAAUCUGUCUCAUUGUUAUCUCCGGAGAACACUGGACUACAUCUGACGUUUGUAAUGUGUUUAUCUAGUAUGCAGGCUGCAACCACCUAUUUAUCCCAUUCUACACAAGAGACCUUGAAGUCCUCCAGCAGUAAUUUAACCAUUAACUGAUGCACACUUGUACCCUAGGUUACCAUCUCACUGUUGACUCGCUCAGUGGAAAACAUAGAUCUAAUAAAUAUGUUUUUAACUCAA
Molecule: messenger RNA, 2249 nt
Organism: Pseudophryne corroboree (corroboree frog)
Lineage: Eukaryota; Metazoa; Chordata; Amphibia; Anura; Myobatrachidae
Gene: SUGP1
Product: SURP and G-patch domain containing 1
Exons: 14
Coding region: 68-2005 (645 amino acids)
Biological process (GO): RNA processing
Cellular component (GO): nucleoplasm
Molecular function (GO): RNA binding
Source: RefSeq, a predicted model, not a curated record